Messenger RNA from Pseudomassariella vexata, 630 nucleotides. RefSeq lists its product as uncharacterized. The record is from RefSeq and is a predicted model, not a curated record. The transcript has a single exon. Gene Ontology annotation, molecular function: nucleic acid binding. The annotation marks the transcript as partial. Lineage: Eukaryota; Fungi; Ascomycota; Sordariomycetes; Amphisphaeriales; Pseudomassariaceae.
UCAGAUAAUUACGCCGGAGACAUUACCAACUCGAAAAAUCUAAGCGCGAAUAUUUCUCACGAUGAGAAUUGCUCCGUUUUCAUCACGGGCCUCCCCCCCAACUGCUCUAUCCAAAGCCUGCUGGGAAGCAUUCGCAACUGUGGAAGGAUCUACUCGUGCAACAUAAACCCUCCGAACAGCGACUCCCGCACUGCGGCCGCAAAGGUGGUGUUCUUCGAUCGUCAGAGCACUGAACGGUUUCUUAAGAAAGCACGACUGGGCGAGUUCACAGUGGGAAAAUACUGUCCCAUGGUCCGUAUGAACCGAGUGAGAGUGGCUGCACAGAAGGACAAGGAUAUGCGCUUCUCCCGCGUUGUCAAGAUAUCGGGGCCCAAGGAGAUAGUAAACCGCCAGUAUCUUGAGAAGGUCGUCUUCGUUGAUUUCUACUAUGACCUGGACGUCGUCAUGGUUUGCCGUGAGAAUGAGGACAGCUGCGAAAUGGAAUACCAUUUCAGCUCCUUCCGAGCUCAGGCUCAAAAGGCCAUGCUGAACUUGCGCAAUUGGAAACGCUGGGCCAUGGUUAGCCGUGAUGAGGGCAGCGAAAAGUGGCUUGAGGUUCAGAUCAGCCAUGGAGUUGACCCUUGCCAUUAG